ACAGUCCAGUAGUUAACACUUAACAACCAGGUGGGGGGAGAGAAAGAGAGAGGGAGAGAGAAAGAGGGUUUUAGAGAGACAGAGAGGGUUUUAGAGGCAGACAGAGGGUUUUAUCAAGAGCAGCAAAGCCUCAGCAGUCAGCUAGGACUAAGUAAAUAUGGUGGUCUCAUUUCCGUUAUUCACAACAUCUCUGAGGAAGAUUUCUCCCCGGCAGAGCAAAUGGAGCUACUUCACUAAUUUCGUUAAUAAUCCAAAAAUGAAGACGAUUUGGAGUUAUGUUGGCUGGUACGGUGGAGCUUUCAUCAGCAUUGGUGGAGGGCUGGCUACUGCUGAUAGGCUCAUUAUUUAUUGGACCGGAGCAGCAACGGUCGACGAAAAGGUCGACAAAGUGAAGUUAGAUACCACUGCUAUUCUACAGGAGAUCCGUGGCCACCGAUCAGAGACCAUGAGCUCUUUGCAGUGGCUUCGUGCUUACCAUGAGCGCCUGGCUGCUGGAGCAGCGGCUGGAUCAGCAAAAGGAGCAGGGGCUGGAGCAGCUGCAGCUGGAGGAGGAGCACCAGAGCCUGGAUCAGCAGCGGCUAAGUGAUAUAUUUGAUCACUUCUUUUUGCUACAUUCCAUUACAUUUGGUUUGUACCAAAGUUUGGUUACCAGACAGGAGCAUUAUUCCUAAACUUCAUGACUUGCAAGUGAUUUCUAUGUUAUCUAAAUUGAAUCUAUUAGGUC
Daucus carota subsp. sativus is the source of this 724-nucleotide messenger RNA. RefSeq lists its product as uncharacterized. Bases 158 to 586 code for a protein of 142 amino acids. The transcript is spliced from 3 exons. The record is from RefSeq and is a predicted model, not a curated record. NCBI's taxonomy places the organism in Eukaryota, Viridiplantae, Streptophyta, Magnoliopsida, Apiales, Apiaceae.